Botrytis byssoidea is the source of this 1422-nucleotide messenger RNA. RefSeq lists its product as uncharacterized. Bases 1 to 1422 code for a protein of 473 amino acids. The record is from RefSeq and is a predicted model, not a curated record. The transcript has a single exon. NCBI's taxonomy places the organism in Eukaryota, Fungi, Ascomycota, Leotiomycetes, Helotiales, Sclerotiniaceae.
AUGUCAGACGAAAGUAUUCUUCUACCGACAAGCCCCAUUAUGGCGACGUUUGGCUUUGAGCUUGAAUUCGUUGUGAAAUCGGUGCCCGAUCAAUUUCUUGAUCCAGAGCCUAUUGAUCCUCGUCGCGUACACGGUAUCACAAGGCCCGAGAACUACCCUAAAGGUCUGUUUCUUCCGUACUUGGGAUCUCUCGAUGUAAUCGAGGAGAAUGAGGUACUAUUUGAAGAAACACUAGACAAAUUCAACGCACAGUUAGUUGCUUUACAGACAGACAUAGCAAAACUUCUUACUGAAAAUGGAUUUCCAGCCGUGGCCCAACGUGACGAGGAAGAACCCGAAAACUCUAGCAUUGAAGAUUUGAAGUACUGGGUAAUCUCUAAAGAUGCUACCAUUAACCAUGGUUUGGAUCCUAAUCCUAAUUUACCUGGGUAUUUCUGGUGGCCAAUUGAAAUCCAAAGUCCAGCAUACGUCUACAACGAAGAAAACAAGCAAAAGGUAAGAGAUGUGCUUCAAUGCAUUGAUUCAAUUUAUAGGACUAAUUGCGAUUUGAGUGCAGACAUUCAUGUUCAUAUCGGUAACGGGCAGAAAGGAUUUAAUGCUCGCACAGUUAGAAAAUUUAUGGCUUUCGUUUACACUUUUGAAAAUCAAAUCGCAGUUAUUCACCCCCCUCAUUACAUGACACAGAGGGCGUUCUCAAAACCGGUAAGAACACAUAGCCUUCUUGCGCAAGUAGCACGAGAUUAUCGAGCUAAGAUACUAGAAACGGGAAGAGAAGAAAAUGUGCGGGCAUUCGACGAGGAUUUCAUCAUAGACAGUAUCCUGGAAUUAGACACAAUAGAUGAUAUUGUGGAACGCCUAUCAAGUCCCGAGAUUGGGGAAGAUCGCUUUUACAAGAGACUCACAUAUUCAAUUUGCAACCUCGGAACAGGCGCAGAAAAGGUGAAGAAGACAAUCGAAUUCAGACAGCAUAAGUCAACCUUCGAUGACGAAGAAGUUUAUCACUGGAUAACUGUCUGCAGAUCCUUAGUCCAUUUUGCAAGUACCGUAGACGAAGAGGUGUUGAGAAAAUUCUGCAAAGAAAAUCUCCACAAGACAGUCGAUGAAUUUUCUAUAGUUGAAGUCCUCAUGGCUCUCGGGUGCCCAGCACAAGCUUAUUACUACGGUAUAAGGGUCUUUGCCGAGAAAGACGAACGGGCAAAAGAAGAGCGUAAGCUACGUAAAGAAAUAGAGGACGAGAACCGCAAGGAAGAACAAGAGAGAGAGCACAGGAGAAAUCUUGAAGAGCGACGUAGGCAAGAGGAGGCAGACCUCAAGAUGGAGGAGAGAAGACUCGAGCAAGAAGAGAAGAAACGUCGGGAAGACAGAAAAGAGGAGAAACGGUUGGAAGAUCUGUUGAGAAGAUUCGGAAAGGGAGACCUCUAG